This is a messenger RNA of Phialemonium atrogriseum, 2141 nucleotides long. Its product is annotated as putative hsp90 co-chaperone cdc37 protein. The record is from RefSeq and is a predicted model, not a curated record. The coding region runs from base 177 to 1691 and encodes 504 amino acids. The transcript is spliced from 3 exons. NCBI's taxonomy places the organism in Eukaryota, Fungi, Ascomycota, Sordariomycetes, Cephalothecales, Cephalothecaceae. Gene Ontology annotation, biological process: protein stabilization; protein folding. Gene Ontology annotation, cellular component: cytoplasm. Gene Ontology annotation, molecular function: heat shock protein binding; protein kinase binding; protein-folding chaperone binding.
CCCCACCCUUCUGGGUAGGUACCAAGGUAACUACCCCUCUAUUACCUCACAAAACAAUGAGAGAGCCUGCUACCUGCCUGCUUCACCGUUAUAUGCAGGACGAAAUAUCUCAGACAGCUUGCAAGUAGAAAAUUCCUGCACGAUAGAAACCCUAAAAGGUCUUUCAUCUGCUCAGAAUGGCUCCUGUCGACUACAGCAAAUGGGACGCGCUGGAGCUCAGUGACGACUCGGACAUCGAGGUCCACCCCAAUGUGGACAAGCGAUCGUUCAUCCGCGCCAAACAGUCGCAGAUCCACCAAGAGCGGCAGCAUCGCAAGCAACACAUCGAGACUCUGAAGUAUGAGCGCACCAUAAACGACACUCUCAUACAGCGCAUCUCAUCCCUCCUAGCCUCCCUGAAAGCCCACGCCGCCGAUGCCGAGUCCCGGAACCCGGGUGAGGUGGCCUUCCAGGCCGUCAUGGAGUCCGCCGCGUCGCUCGACCCCAAGGACGACCAGCCGCCGCCCCGGCCAGCCGGCGUUCACGGGAGCGAGGAGCAGCUGCCCACCUACACCAAGAUGAUGGCCACCUUGCUCGAUCAGGUGAACAAGGCUCUGGACGAGAAGAAGAUUGAGCAGGGCAAGAGAUACGGCGGGAUGCUCGUCGAGGUCGAGGACCAUCUGAACAAGGUAGAGAACCUCCAGAAGGAUCUCCAAAAGAAGCUGGACGAGCUGGAGAAGGAAGAGAGCCGCAAGAUCACCAGCGAGAGCAUCCACACCGGAUUCGACAGCUCCCACGUGAACAAGUCGAAGCCCACCGACACAGCAAGCCCUUCCAGUAAUGACUCGCAAGCCGUCGAGCUCCUCAACCCGAGCUUCUCAGUGGCAUCCUCGUCCGGCCCCGAACCGCCCAACAAGCCCACGUCGACGGGCGGCCACCACAACGACGACGAGGAGGAGAUCGACGCGUCCCCCGCGGCGCGAGAGUUCGCGACCAUCAAGCCGGGCGACUACCGCGCGAGCCUGCAGUUCCUGGGCUCCCACCCGCAGAUCCUGACGGAGCGCGAGACGGACGGCCUGCUAGUCCUGGCUCUUGACGCGCAGCUCGAGGGCCACGACGACCGCGCCCGCCAGUGCAUCCACCAGGCCCUGCUGCUGCAGUACUGCCGGGCCCUGGGCCGCGACGGCGUCGCCCUCUUCUUCCGCCGUAUUACCACGAGGGGCCACCAGGCGCAGGAGGUCUUCCUCCGCGACGUCCAGGACACGCACCUCAAGAUCCGGGACAGCGCCCGCAGGAUCAUCGCGCAGCGGGCAAGCGACGACGACGCCGCCGGCGGGGUGGAGCAGAUCCAGCUGCACGCCGUCGAGCCCGGGACCGUGAUCAACAUCCGCAUCCCCGCCGCACCCGCCGAGGGGGGCGAGGGGGGCGACGAGGCGGAGAGGAGGGGGCGGGAGAUAUUCGAGGGGUUCGCGCCCGAGAUGCGCAGGGCGCUGGAGACGGGGAGCCUCGACGAGGUGAACAAGGCGCUCGGCAAGAUGCCCGUUGCCGAGGCCGAGGACCUGGUCGGGAAGCUUGGAGAGGCUGGCAUCCUCAGUCUCGAAGAAGAAAUCAUCGACGCCACCACCGAGGCCGGCCAGCAGCAGCUCAAGCAGAUGGAGGAGCAGGCCGCGCAGACCGCUUCGGAACCGGAGCAGUAUGGCGAUCCCGAGUAGACAGUAGGUAAGCCGGGAAGAGAAGAAGGGGUCGAGGAGUGAGAAAAAGAAAGCAACUUGUCUACCGGAUGAAGGAUAACUGGAUUUGUACGGUUGGAGCAUUCGGCAAGGCGGUUUGAAGCUAGACAGGCGUAUCUAAUGGCAAGUACGCUUUUUAUACCGCCCCUAAAAGAAGAGUUACCUGGCCUGCGUGAUCAUGGCAUGUCCUUGACAAGAGUCAGUGGGCGGUCUCUUUCUCCUUUGUUGCUAGGAUAUAUAUCUCUACGGCAUGAUCUAUUUGGGCCUGGAGAGCCAGACUCACUUAUUCCACAACACGGUGAAAUACACCACUAAUACCCUUCGGAUUGGUAUUGGAUUCCUGCAUGGUUUUUACUAUGUUCGCAAAGACUCAAAAUGCUCAGAGAGCUUAGGUGCUAUACACCAACAGACAAUGAGAUAUCUAUCAACCCG